This is a messenger RNA of Debaryomyces fabryi, 1038 nucleotides long. RefSeq lists its product as uncharacterized. The transcript has a single exon. Lineage: Eukaryota; Fungi; Ascomycota; Pichiomycetes; Serinales; Debaryomycetaceae. The record is from RefSeq and is a predicted model, not a curated record. Bases 1 to 1038 code for a protein of 345 amino acids.
AUGUAUCAGCCAGUUUAUUCUAAAACUUCAGGUCAAGUUGACCGUACAAAAAAAGAUGGUACAGAAAAGGUCUUUUUGAGAACUCCAAAAGAUGAUAGAGUUUUGAAGGUUUCUAAAGAUGACCUAGUUAUUUCAGAGCCUGUGACAGCUGAAAAAAUCAGCGAGAAAUUAGAAUGCUAUGGUGGGUGUAUUGUCAGAAAUUACUUACCGGUCGAAGAUUGUGACCAAAUUUUAACUGAUUUAAGGCCACACUUAGACGCAGACGUUGCUUGGGAAGGUGAUUUCUUCCCAAGAGAAACUAGGAGAUCAUGCGGUACAGCUGUUAAGUCCAAGACUGCAGCCGAAAAGGUUUUAGCACAUCCUUUAAAUUUGGCCGUUUCAAAUAGGUUUCUCGCCCAAGAGAACCAUUUCAUCAAUGGUGAUAAGCUAGCAACAGGCUAUUCACCUGCGCAACAUAAUUCAAUGAUUACUUUUGAUGUCGGUCCUGGUGCAAAAGACCAAGUUUUGCAUAGGGAUGACAUGCUCCAUCACAACAUUCGUCACAAGAUGGACAAGUUUGAAUAUGGAUAUGAAACUGCUGUCGGGACUGUCUUGGGUCUUACCAAAACUACUAAGGCGAAUGGGGCAACUAGAUUUGUCCCGGGUUCUCAUCUAUGGGAUCACUUGCGUAAACCUACAGAAGAAGAAUGUGUCUACGCUGAAUUAGAAAAGGGUGACUGUUUCUUUAUGCUUGCUUCUUGUUUUCAUGGAGGGAGUGCCAAUACGACUAAGAAUGAGCACCGUAUACUCACCAUUCUUUUCAUGACAAAGGGAAUAUGCAGACAAGAAGAGAAUAUCUUCUUAGGCACACCACUUAAUUACUUCAAGUCUCUAUCCAUAGAAGCUUUGAAAGCAUUAGGUUUGACAACUAGCGAGCCAUUUUGUGGGUUCUAUGAAUUGAAAGACCCUUUGAGCUUUUUGAAAGAAGAUUUUAAGUCUAAUGAUGCAAGCGGUGAUGACUUAUUUACAAACUCUUAUCCUAUUGUUAUUGACACCUAG